This is a messenger RNA of Plectropomus leopardus (leopard coralgrouper), 1577 nucleotides long. RefSeq names its product 5-hydroxytryptamine (serotonin) receptor 1D, G protein-coupled (gene htr1d). Gene Ontology annotation, cellular component: plasma membrane. Gene Ontology annotation, molecular function: G protein-coupled serotonin receptor activity. Gene Ontology annotation, biological process: vasoconstriction; regulation of behavior; positive regulation of MAPK cascade. NCBI's taxonomy places the organism in Eukaryota, Metazoa, Chordata, Actinopteri, Perciformes, Serranidae. The record is from RefSeq and is a predicted model, not a curated record.
ACUGUACGGCCCUCUCCAGCACCAUGCCUGAACGGAUGCGCUGAGGCUGGUUUAACCUCGGAGAAAAGACCGUUUAAAAGCAGCAGAGGCGAGAUGGAGCUGGAUAACAGCACACUGGACUACUUUACCAGCAACUUCACAGACAUUCCUGACACCACAACAACUCCACCCUGGAGCGAGACCACGCUGCUCGGUCUCCAGAUCUCCCUGUCCGCACUGUUAGCCGUCGUCACGCUGGCUACCGUGCUCUCAAACGCCUUCGUCAUCGCCACCAUCUUUCUCACCAGGAAGCUCCACACCCCUGCCAACUUCCUGAUCGGCUCCCUCGCCGUCACAGACCUGCUGGUGUCUAUUUUAGUCAUGCCGAUCAGCAUUGUCUACACUGUCAGCAAGACGUGGUCGCUGGGACAGAUUGUUUGCGACAUCUGGCUGUCGUCUGACAUCACCUUCUGCACCGCCUCCAUUUUGCACCUGUGUGUGAUCGCGCUGGACCGCUACUGGGCCAUCACAGACGCGCUGGAGUAUUCGAAACGCCGCACCAUGCGUCGGGCGGCAGUCAUGGUCGGGGUGGUGUGGGUGAUCUCCAUAUCGAUUUCCAUGCCUCCACUUUUCUGGCGGCAAGCCAAAGCCCACGAGGAGCUGACAGAGUGCAUGGUGAAUACUGAUCAGAUCUCUUACACCCUAUACUCCACCUUCGGCGCCUUCUACGUCCCCACAGUGCUUCUCAUCAUCCUCUAUGGACGGAUCUAUGUCGCCGCCCGCUCCCGCAUCUUUAAGACGCCAUCGGCUUCGGGAAAACGCUUCACCACAGCACAGCUCAUCCAGACCUCUGCAGGCUCCUCUCUCUGUUCUCUUAAUUCUGCCUCCAACCAGGAAGCACACCUACACCAUGUCGGAGGAGGAGGGGGAGGGUCACCUCUGUUCAUGAACAGUGUGAAAGUGAAGCUGGCAGACAGCGUGCUGGAGAGGAAACGUCUGUGCGCGGCUCGGGAGAGGAAAGCGACCAAGACACUGGGCAUCAUCCUGGGCGCUUUCAUUGUCUGUUGGCUCCCAUUUUUUGUGGGCACGCUCGUCAUGGCCAUAUGUAAAGAGUGCUGGUUUGAUCCGGUGCUUUUUGAUAUAUUUACCUGGCUUGGAUACCUGAACUCCCUCAUCAAUCCUGUUAUCUACACCGCAUUCAACGACGAGUUCAAACAGGCUUUCCAAAAACUCAUUAAAUUCAGACGAUGCUCCUGAAAAAAACGGAUUAAUACUGCAGCUCUUGGAAAACAGGGAGUGACAAAGACAAAGAUAAUAAUGAUAAUGAAAGUACUAAAUGUCCCAUCUUGUAAACACAUGCUAAUUGUGAUUUUUGGGUUUUUUUUAUAUCAAACAGCUCCGUGCCAUAGCUCUUUAGAUACCGUAUAUAGAUUUAUGCAUGCAUGCUAAAAAAAAAAAAAAAAUAGAAACCUUUGUGGAACUCAUCUUAAAACGGCAAAGAAAGAGGAUUUGAAGUCUAUUUCAUGUUGCAGGGACUGCAGGGCAUUAUUUGUUGGACAAAAGCAGAAAUCAAACAUGGAUUAGUGUAACCUUAUAGA